Salpingoeca rosetta is the source of this 1249-nucleotide messenger RNA. RefSeq lists its product as uncharacterized. Lineage: Eukaryota; Choanoflagellata; Craspedida; Salpingoecidae. The coding region runs from base 30 to 1199 and encodes 389 amino acids. The transcript is spliced from 11 exons. Gene Ontology annotation, cellular component: lysosome. Gene Ontology annotation, molecular function: cysteine-type endopeptidase activity. The record is from RefSeq and is a predicted model, not a curated record.
CAAACACACAAACAAACAAAAACACGGCGAUGACGAUGACAAUGACUCAGCAACCACCACGAUUGGUUGUGGUUGUGGUGGCGCUGCUGUGCGCCUGCAUGGCUGCGGGCAGCAGCGCCAAAGGAGGACGAGAUGGAGGACGAGAGGACAGCGGAGAGUGGCGGCUGAGUGAGGCGCAGCUGGAUGCCCUGUUCACGUCGUUUGUCAAGGACUUUGGUCGCUUGUAUGCAAGCAAUGCCACGGAGCACGCGUUUCGACGUCGCGUGUUUGCACGCAACGUGCAGCUGUAUCAGCAACGCAGUGCCAGCGCUGCCACCGUCUCCGCUGGCCACACUGCCGUCUUCAAGCCAGACAAGUUCUCGGAUUGGACCGUGGAGGAGUUCCGCGCCUUGCUUGGCACCCGACCCGUAUCCACGGCUAUCGGCAACCCCAGAUGCGCCAGCAGCCCGGUCAACUGUGAACUGAGCACGAACAUGAACACAAAUGCCGCGCUCGGCCUGGCCAUCCCAGACGCAUUCGACUGGCGGAACGACUCGCGCGGUGUCAUCACAGCCGUGCGUGACCAAGGACAGUGCGGCGGCUGCUGGGCAUUCUCUGCUGUGGAGACGGUAGAAGCAAGCUGGGUGCUCAGUGGACACACUUUGCCUGAACCAAAACUCUCUGUGCAGCAGAUCCUGUCAUGCGACACACAAGCAAAUGGAUGCCAUGGCGGCUCCAUCUCAGGCGCUUUUACAUAUGUCCUGGACAAGAGCGAGCAAGGUAAAGGGUUGGAGCCGGACACGGCGUUUCCGUUCAAGUGCGACAAAGGCUGCAAAAACUCUCUCCCGCAGUGCCCAGCCCUUUCUCGACCCUUUGUCACCAUCAACGCCACGUGUCGCUGCCCCAAGAUGAAGGAGAAGGACAUGCUCGCGUUUGUUGCGAACUAUGGUCCACUUGCGAUUCAAGUGGACGCGGAGCCCUGGCAUGGGUAUUCUUCUGGCAUCAUGCGUUACCACUGCUCCUCCCAGCCCGCCUCAGCAAACCAUGCCGUGCAAAUUGUGGGAUACGGCAUCGAUUCCUCCAGCGGACCUGCAAUUCCAUACUGGACUGUUCGCAACUCGUGGGGCGAAGACUGGGGCGAGAACGGUUACAUCCGCCUCUAUCGCGGCAACAACGUCUGCGGUUUAAGAAACGACGUCAAUUUUGCGUUUUCGCAAUGAUUCCCUUAACUUUUCCGUCAUCACAAAUAAAUAAAAAAUACACAACCCAA